GGGGGCGGCUGCGCCGGGACCCGCCCUUCGCCCGGGGACCCUCGCCCGGGGAUCCGACACCGCCGCCCGACACCGCGGGGGGGGGAGGGCAGCGCUCCGGGGGCCCCCCCGGCACCGCCUCCCCGCGCGCCGGGCCUGGGCCCCCGCGGAUGAGGCGGUGAGGCCGCGGCCCUUCCCCCGCCCCCUCCCGGGGCCUCCCUUCCCCUCCCGGGUCCCCCCUCCCUCCCCGUCCCUCCCGCCUCCGCCGGGGCCUCGCGGCCCGCUCCCCAUGUAGGAGGGAGGGCCGAGGCCCCGGGGCGGGCGCGGAGGGAGUUUGAGGGAGUUUGAAGCCCGGGGGGGGUUCCCAGGAGUUCCCCUCGGCCGUUCCCGAGCGCAGCGGGGGAAGGAAGGAAUGCCCAACCCGGAGAGACAUGGGGGCAAGAAGGACGGCGGCGGCGGGGCCUCGCAGGCGGGCAGCUCCAACAGCAGGGAGAGGCACCGCGCGGGCUCCAGGCACAAGAGGCACAAAUCCAGGCACUCCAAGGAGUCCCCGCUGGCGGCCCAGGAGGCGGCGGCGCCCCUGGGAGCCGUGAUCAAGCCGCUGGUGGAGUACGACGACAUCAGCUCGGACUCGGACACCUUCUCGGACGACGUGGCCCUGAGACCGGACAGGAGGGACAGCGAGGACAGGAGGGAGCGCGGCGAGAGGGCGCAGAAGCACCGGCACCACCAGCACAAGCGGCUGCGGGAGCUGAUGAAGAGCAAGCAGGCGGAGAAGGACAGGAAGCUGGAGAAGGGCCUGGAAGCCUCCAGCAGGUCCGCCAAGGAGAGGGUCUCGGGAUCCUCCAAGAGGCUCCCGGAGAGCGACGAGCACCCCAAGGCUCCCUCCUCCAAGAGCGGCAACAAGGAGUCGCGCUCGGCCAAGGCGCACAAGGAGAAGUCCAGGAAGGAGCGGGAGCUCAAGUCCAGCCACAAGGAGCGCGGCAAGAGCCACCGCAAAAGGGACGCCCCCAAGAGCUACAAAACCCUCGACAGCCCCAAGCGCAAGUCGCGGAGCCCCCACAGGAGGUGGUCGGACAGCCCCAAGCUGGACGACAGCCCCUCGGGAGCCUCCUACGUGCAGGAGUACGAGCUGAGCCCGCCGCGCUCGCACACGUCCAGCACCUACGAGCCCUACAGGAAGAGCCCCGGCGGCUCCUCUCGCCGGCAGUCGCUCAGCCCGCCCUACAAGGAGCCCAUGGGCUACCAGUCCAACGCCCGCUCGCCCAGCCCCUACAGCCGGCGGCAGCGCUCCGUGAGCCCCUACGCCCGCCGGCGCUCGUCCAGCUACGAGAGGGGCAGCGGCUCCUACAGCGGGAGGUCCCCGAGCCCCUACGGGCGCCGCCGCUCCAGCAGCCCCUUCGCCUCCAAGCGCUCCGUGAGCAGGAGCCCCAUCGCCAGGAAGUCCGUGAAGUCCCGGAGCCGCAGCCCUGGAUACUCAAGACACUCAUCUCACAGCAAAAAGCAGAGGUCUGGGUCCCGCAGCCGCCAUUCCAGCAUCUCCCCCACGAGGCUCCCGCUGAACUCCAGCCUGGGAGCAGAGCUCAGCAGGAAGAAGAAGGAGCGAGCGGCCGCGGCAGCAGCUGCGGCCAAGGUGGACGGGAAGGAGGCGAAGGGCUCCCCGGUGUUCCUGGCCAGGAAGGAGAACAGCCUGGCCGAGCUGAAGGAGGCCGGGCCGGAGUCUAAAAAGGCCACCAAAAGUGUUAAAUUGGAGAAGGCUCCGCCAGACCCAGAGUCAGUGAACUUACUGCACAGCAACGCCGAGCCCAAGGGCCCCGCGGAGCCGGCGAGGGCCCGGCCGGAGGAGAACGCGGAGCGCAAACAUCCCGCCCCAGCUCGGGACUCCAAACCCUCGGGAACAAAGGACUCGAAGCCCGGAGCGGCGGCCGAGGACCUGGUAUCUCCAAAGGAGACAGACACAGCGGAGAAGGAGAUCCCACCCCCCCUGCCCUCAAUCAAGUCCCCCCCUCCACCCCUGCCCACCACCACCCCUCCACCUCCGACUCCGCCGCUGCCGCCUUUGCCUCCGUCUCCCGCCGUCCCGCCUUUGCCUCCAGCCCAAGUGACUCCUGUCCAGGCCCCUCCUCCAGCCCCAACGUCUUUGCCAUCCUCCUCCCACCCAAGGACGUCUACUUUAUCCUCUCAGGUGAACUCCCAGUCCUCUGUGCAGGUGGCUACAAAAACCCAAGUGUCUGUGACGGCUGCUAUCCCACACCUGAAAACUUCCACCUUGCCUCCGCUUCCGCUGCCCCCUAUUUUAGUUGGGGAAGAUGACUUGGAUAGUCCAAAGGAGAUUCUUCCUCCGAAACCUGUGAAGAAGGACAGAGAGCAGAGACCACGCCACUUACUCACGGACCUCCCGCUCCCCCCGGAGCUCCCCGGGGGGGACCCAUCUCCUCCCGACUCCCCAGAACCAAAGGCAGCCACACCACCUCAGCAACCCUUCAAAAAGAGACCAAAAAUCUGUUGUCCUCGGUAUGGGGAGAGGAGACAGACGGAAAGCGACUGGGGGAAGCGCUGUGUGGACAAGUUUGACAUCAUUGGGAUUAUCGGAGAGGGGACCUAUGGGCAGGUCUACAAAGCCAAGGACAAGGACACAGGUGAGCUGGUGGCCCUGAAGAAGGUGCGCCUGGACAACGAGAAGGAGGGAUUUCCCAUCACAGCCAUCCGGGAGAUCAAAAUCCUGCGGCAGCUCAUCCACCGCAGCGUCGUCAACAUGAAGGAGAUCGUCACGGACAAACAAGAUGCACUGGAUUUCAAGAAGGACAAAGGUGCCUUUUACCUUGUGUUUGAGUACAUGGACCAUGACCUAAUGGGGCUGCUAGAAUCUGGCUUGGUACAUUUCUCAGAGGACCAUAUCAAGUCUUUCAUGAAACAGUUAAUGGAGGGUCUGGACUAUUGUCACAAAAAGAACUUCCUUCAUCGAGACAUUAAGUGCUCCAACAUCUUACUGAACAACAGGAGGUGUGGGAAUAAUCCUGUCCAUAAUUCCAACCCCGUGGCUGGAUAUCCACCUCAAGAAUUCCUCUGGGAUAUUGGCCCAGUGUGCCCAGCCCUUGGUUAUUGCUGCAGUGAGCUGCUCAGGAAGGAGCUUUUCUCUGGGACUGGGGGCUCUUCCCCUGUGUCCCACUUGCCUGACCCUGCUCUCCUGCCUCCCAGCCGGCUCUGUGGGAGCCCCUGCCCAGCUGUGUGGCCAGAUGUGAUCAAGCUGCCCUACUUCAACACUAUGAAGCCCAAGAAGCAAUACCGCCGGCGCCUGCGCGAGGAGUUCUCCUUCAUUCCCUCGUCUGCUCUGGACCUGCUGGACCACAUGCUGACUCUGGACCCUGGCAAACGCUGCACAGCAGAGCAGGCCCUGCACAGUGACUUCCUGAAGGACGUUGACCUCAGCAAAAUGGCACCUCCAGACCUCCCCCACUGGCAGGAUUGCCACGAGCUGUGGAGCAAGAAGCGCCGGCGGCAGCGGCAGAGCGGGAUGGCCGUGGAGGAGCCUCCGGUGGCAAAAGUUUCUCGGAAAGAAACUACCUCUGUUACAAGCACAGACACUGUGAAAAACAACAGCAGUCCUGUGCCCCCCCAGCCUGCCCAGCUCAAAGCAGAGCCUGGGGCUGCAGAUGCAGUAGGCCUCGGGGACAUCACGCAGCAGCUGAACCAGAGCGAGCUGGCCGUGCUCCUGAACCUGCUGCAGAGCCAGACCGACCUGAGCGUGCCGCAGAUGGCCCAGCUCCUGAACGUGCACUCGAACCCCGAGAUGCAGCAGCAGCUGGAGGCCCUCAACCAGUCCAUCACGGCGCUGACCGAGGCCACGGCGCAGCACCACGAGCACCACGAGCCCCCGGCGGCGCCGCCAGAGGAAGCCAUAGAGGAGCCCCCUCCGGAGGUGCCGGAGGAGCAGCAGACUCCGGACGCAGCCAGCGCUCAGGGAGACAUGCAGAACGUGCUGGCGGUUCUGCUGAGUCAGCUCAUGAAGAGCCAGGAGCCCGGGAUCCCAUCCCUGGAGGAGAGCAACGGGGAGAAGAGCAGCGAGCAGCGGGCGCCCCGGAAAACCCCGACGAGGCACCCGGAGGAGAGCUCAGCCUGUCCUCCUGGCAUUGUCCCUCCAGAGAAGAGACCCCCCGAGCCCCCCGGACCGCCGCCGCCUCCUCCCGUGCCCGAAGGGGAUCUCUCCGGAGCAGCCCAGGAGUUGAAUCCGGCCGUGACGGCUGCGCUGCUCCAGCUCCUUUCCCAGCAGGACACGGAGCUGCCCGGCCACGCCACGCAGGAGCCCCCGGCCCCGAGGGACUACGGCCGCCCCCACCCCUCCAGGACUUACAGCGCCGACGGCUCUGAGGGGGGAUUCGGUGCCGAGGAGCCGAACUCGGGCCAGACGCUUCUAGAACCUUCUGCCCAACCCCUGGGGAAAAGCAGGACCUUCUUGGGCUCCGUGAGCCACCUCGGGGAGACCAGCAACUACCAGGGCACGGGAUCGGUGCAGUUCCCAGGGGACCAGGACCUGCGUUUCGCCAGAGCCCCCGUCGGCCUCUCCUUCGGCAAAUCUGAGGGGAGCAACAACGCGCUGGGACACCCCGAGGCCAAAAUCCAGAGCUACGGCGAGUUGGGGCCGGGAACGGCCGGUUCCAGCGGGGCAGGGACAGGUCCCAGCUGGGGAGCCCCCACCCAGGCACCGUCUUCCUACGGGAAGGCGUUCCGAGGGCCUGGCAGAGUGCCUCCGAGGGGGGGCCGGGGCCGGGGGGUUCCCUACUGAGCAUUCCCGGGCCCCCCUCCCCACCCCUCGCCUCUCCUCCUUCAGCCACAGGACUCGGUUUCCUUUGGUUCUUUGGCCAGAGCAAGGUCUCGUCCACAUUUCAGCUGCUCCAGAGCUCCCCCUGCAUCCCUCCCUCCUCCCUUCCCUCGGGAUGUGCCGCAGGGUCCCGCCCGGGCCGGACCCUCCCGCGCUGGGUCAGUGACAAAAACAGUCCCAGGCUGAGCCAGGGGAGGGUGGAGGGGGGGACUGAUGGAAAAAUAGGAAUGAGAGGAAGAAGGAACUAAAAUAAAAAACAAAAAGCUGUUUCCCCGUGGUCAGGGAGGGCUGGGGGGAGGCUGCUUCCCAAAGCGAUUAUUUUUUUUUUUAUUUUCCCAAUUUCCUUCACAAAAAAAGGAAAAAAGCAAAUUAAAAGGGGAAUAUUUUGAUGCAGAGGCACCUGGAGGGGUUAUCCCAGCAGUGGGGGCCCGGGAUGUGACACUGGUUGUGCUCAGUUUAUCCAAUGUUGUUUUCUUUCCAUAAGGCCUCCGGUUUUCCCUCUGCUCCGGGGCCAGAUCCUGCCCCCUGUGGCAGCAGCCUUAGUACACUGAUUUUUUUGGGAAGGAUCUCUGAGGGUUGGAUCCCUCCUGCUGUAACUUUGCAGUGGGAAUUGUCUUAUUUUUCCUGGUUUUUUUAUUUUUUUUUUUUAAGAGCCGAGGCGAACACCUCCCUGAAAAAAAUGGGGAUUUCUGUCACUUGCAACUUCCAGAACACUGAAAGAAUUAAAAAAAGGAGACAAAUGUCUUAACUCCUGGUGGGAUUUUCCACCAGAUGGGAGUGAUUUGCCCCCGGAAUCCCGGGCUGGUGCUGCCCACCCUGCCAAGGUUGGUCACAUCUCAGCCCUUUGAGGUUUUUCCAGGUGUUCCUGUAUCAUUUCUAUCAGCAUAUUUCUAUUUUUGUUGUUGUCAAGGAAGUAUUUACGAUGAGUUUUCUCCUCCAGCGGACCCUUGCGCUGUUCAUUUCAAUGAGACUUUAAAAAGAGAUGAAUAAAACAAAAGUCCCCAUUUUUCAGCUUUUUUUUUUUUUUGUUUCUGACUAGGCCUUUCCUAUGGAAAACAUUGAAUUUUACAGCUGACAGUUCUGGAGUGUUAAAGGAGGAGAGGGGGGAGGAACCCGGGGGGGCCUUGCUACUAACAGGAUUUAAUUUCUUUUUAUACAGAGAGAGAGAGAAAUUUAAAUAAAUGCACCUCAAUAGGUGAUGCUUCUCCACCUGGGGAAAUCCUGCCUUACCCAGCUCUGCCGUGGGAGGAAGGAGGGGAGAGAAAAGUCAAUAGAAAUGGAUAUAUUUUGUUUUUAUUUGCCAAGGCUGAGGAUUUGAAUUGCUGAAUCCCCACUGUCAAUCUGUUGGGAUUUUUUUGUUGGGUUUUUUUUUUUGGUGUUUUGGUUUUUUUUUUUAAUUGUUAGUUCAUCCUGAUGUGCAGAGAGGAAAAAAAGAGAAGUUCUGUGAGACACACAGUGCACUGAACCCACCAGGCACCUCUCAAGGGGGGAAAUUUCCCUGUUUUCCCUUUCCCUGGCUCCUGCCAGCUCUUGGUGCUGUGGAGCUGCUGCUGCUUUUGUUGUUCCUUCCCAAUCCCAUCCAAUUUGGAAGGAAAAGUCAUGUUCCUGUGCCCGAACCCUCUCGGGGAGUGGAGGCCUGUUUAUUGUCUUUCCAAAUUGGCACAUUCCCAGGAAAAGCUGCUGGGAAUGAGCCCCCCCUCCCACAGGCUCUGCCCCCUCCUCAGUGCCGGUGUCAUCCCGGCCUUGGGGUCCCAGUUUAGGGCUCACUGGUCCCAGUUUAGGGCUCGCUGGUCCCAGUUCUGGGUGUUUGUGUCAAUUUAGGGGUGGUUGGUCCCAGUUCAGGGUGGUCUCUCCCAGCUGGGAGAGCUGUGUCCCCUCUCCCCAUGGGGACACUGCCACUGCUCCCUGUUCCAGCAGGGGCUGGGAAGGGGCUGGGGGGCUCCUGUUCCCUGUCCCACCCCCAGCCAGGGACAGACAUUCCAGGUGGUGUCUGUUCCCUGCGUUUUCCCUCUGUCCCCGUGGGGCUCUGGGCUCCUGCAGGAGCUGGUUCCACCAUUCCCUUCUCCAAACCCCCUGAACCCUCCAGGAGGGACACACAAUUCCAGCUCCACUGGCUCUUCCUAACUGGUCCCAGCACGAGCCUUUCACUCCCUGCCAGGGCCACGGGAGGCUGGGGGUGUCCAGCCUGGCCAGGUCACAGGGGGCUGUGGGGCCACUCCUGUCCCCCUCCAACCUCUUUUUCUUUUAUUUUUCCCCUAUUUUUAAUUUUUACCUUUUUUUUUUUAUUUUCCCCCAAACGCUCUGCACAAAGAAGACAAAAGGAUUUUCUGGUUUUGGAGGGGGAUUUUUCGCAUUUGAAAGGAUUUAAGCCUCGGUGCAGGUUACAGAAAUGGAGGGGGGGGGGUGGCAGCUCCCUCCUCCUUCCCCCCAUCCCGGUUUUGGGGUCAAUCCUACAUCUCUCCCGCUGUAGCAAUUCCCAGCAGAGAAGCCUCUGGUCACACUCUGACUGUACCUCUCCCGAGUUUCCUUUGGAGACCGAGCGCGCCUUUUUUCGGUUGUACCUUUGUCUCUGUACAGAUAUUUUGUAAUAUAUUAAAAUCUUUUUUCUUUUCAGUUUAUAAAAACGGAGAAGUGGAGAUUGGAAAAUUAAAUAUUUCCUGUUACUGUA
Corapipo altera (White-ruffed manakin) is the source of this 7466-nucleotide messenger RNA. It is a transcript of the gene CDK12, whose product is annotated as cyclin dependent kinase 12. The record is from RefSeq and is a predicted model, not a curated record. Gene Ontology annotation, molecular function: cyclin-dependent protein serine/threonine kinase activity; cyclin binding; RNA polymerase II CTD heptapeptide repeat kinase activity. The transcript has 12 exons. Lineage: Eukaryota; Metazoa; Chordata; Aves; Passeriformes; Pipridae. Gene Ontology annotation, cellular component: nucleus; cyclin/CDK positive transcription elongation factor complex. The coding region runs from base 392 to 4762 and encodes 1456 amino acids. Gene Ontology annotation, biological process: transcription elongation by RNA polymerase II; protein phosphorylation; positive regulation of transcription elongation by RNA polymerase II.